GACAUUGUUUCACAAAACUUUCAUUAUAGUUAGAUGUAGCCUUUUCAAUAAUUGGCAAACCCGUCUGAAAAAAUAACGUAGACAUCCUUUUCCGAUCGAGAACAAGAUGGCACCAGUCAAGGCUGUGAAGAAGCCAGGCAAGACGGCUGGAAGUGGCAAAGGCAAGAAAAAGAAGCUGGUGGUCAAGUAUGUUCUGGACUGCACCCACCCCGUGGAGGAUGGCAUCAUGGAUGUCACCAGCUUUGAGAAGUUCCUAAAUGAGCGCAUCAAGGUUGAGGGUAAAACCAACAACAUGGGCAACAAUGUUUCCCUCGAGAGGAGCAAAUCCAAGAUCACCCUCAACUCAGACAUACCUUUUUCAAAGAGAUACCUGAAGUACCUGACCAAGAAGUACCUGAAGAAGAACAACCUGCGAGACUGGCUGCGUGUGGUGGCCACUACCAAGGACACAUACGAGCUGCGCUACUUCCAGAUCAACAAUGAGGAAGAGGAGGAGGAGGAUGGAGAUGAAUAGACAUUUCCACCUGUCAUUGGUUUUACUAUGUACAUUUGAGAACAAUAAAACUUAUGACAGCA
Molecule: messenger RNA, 576 nt
Organism: Dreissena polymorpha
Lineage: Eukaryota; Metazoa; Mollusca; Bivalvia; Myida; Dreissenidae
Product: 60S ribosomal protein L22-like
Exons: 4
Coding region: 107-514 (135 amino acids)
Biological process (GO): cytoplasmic translation
Cellular component (GO): ribosome
Molecular function (GO): structural constituent of ribosome; RNA binding
Source: RefSeq, a predicted model, not a curated record